Molecule: messenger RNA, 1872 nt
Organism: Thelazia callipaeda (thelaziosis nematode)
Lineage: Eukaryota; Metazoa; Nematoda; Chromadorea; Rhabditida; Thelaziidae
Source: the annotation of a GenBank genome assembly
AUGAAUCAGAAUUUGCUGCCCACAUAUUUUCAGACUGGAAAUCUAAACGGUUCCAUUCCACAACAGCUUGAUCAUAUACUCCUUGGUGAUCGUGUUGGUUUAAUAAAGGAUGAUGUGAAAUCUGCAAUGCAGGGACAAGGGCCUACGGGUAUGACUAUUCAUCCAAAUAAUUUUUUCCAAACGACAUCUGGCAGCCAGUUUGCAGCAACAAACAGUUCUCCUGCUUUCCAUAGCCCAACAACUGGAGCCGCAUUUAUAUCCAACUCCGUCCAGAAUGUCCAAAUUCAGUCAAACCCUCCAAAUACAAUGAAUGGGCAGCAAACACAGCAAGUGCGGCUUGUACAGACUGUCAAUUCUUCAUCAACGUCUAACGUAACAUCACCUCAACAACAAGCUGCUACUGUCGUUACUGUCGUAACAGCGCAAAAUCCCAAUGGCACUACAAUGCAGAUUCUGCAACCUCAAGGUGCCGAAGCAGAUGAACGACGCAUAGCUGCUAUUCUCGAUUCCUAUUUCAUUGAACAGCAGGCCCCAACGACGUCAGUUGUUGCACCCAUCACGCCAUCUGUGGCUGUUGCUGCAUCAGCCCCAUAUCCUUCACCUGCAAGCAUUGUUGCAAAGUAUACUCGUGGAAAAGCAUCACAGGAAAAGAAAGAAAAAGAUGAAGCUAAACGGGCUAAACAAGCAGAAGCAGCGCGCUUACGAUAUCAUCGUUUGAGUGCAGAAGAGAAAAGGGCUUUAAACAUCAAGCGAACUAUGGCACAAAAGCGUAAGCGACAGCGUGAAAAGGAAUUAGAAGAACUGGAAAACUUGUUGCGUGAAACUAAUGAUAUACAAGAAGAUCCUGAUAUCAACGAGCAGUUACGAGAGAAACGAAUGCGGGCACGUUGGGCUGAAGCGGCAAGGUCACGAUAUCAACGUAUGUCAUCAGAAGAACGUCGUGCGCAUAAUAAUCGCAGACGAAUGAGGCAAAUUGCCGCGACGGAAGGAUUAAAAGGGCCAGAUGGACAACCCGAUGAAGAAGCAAUCAAGAGGCAUAUCAAAGAACAAAAUGCGAAAAAAGCUGAGGCUGCCAGACUUCGUUAUCAUCGAAUGACUGAAGAAGAAAAGAGGGCGACUGAAGCAUUCCGGCGACGACGUAUGGAAGAAGAAAUGCUACUUGCAAUGCCAAUUGGAAGAAUUAAUGGUGAGGCUUUAGAUCGGGCUCAGCAGAUUGUAGUUCGAAAUGCUAAACGAGCGGAAGCUGCUAGAUUGAGGUAUCAAAGGAUGACACCGGAGCAAAGGAAGGCUUAUAAUCAAAAACGAUACACACCGAGACGAAAGCGACUUGAAAAUGCUGAUGGAGAUGGGAGUAAUAUCAGCCGUGGUCGAAAACGGGACCAAGAAGGGCAGUAUGAUGCUCUUUCAACUUUAGAACGAGAUGUAAUCAAGAGGACACAACAGGCCCAUCAAGUUUUAAUGCGACAGCGUGGUUCAUCUGUAGCAAAUACUCCUACUGGUACUUAUUUGACAGCACAUGUCGUGCCGCAACCACAUUCAAAUGUAACUACUGGUUUACAAAACACAAUGAUUUCGAAUAGUAAUGGUACAUUGCCUGGCGUACUUCCUACACAGAUUCAAUCGCCUCAAAUUCAAGCUGUAUCAAUUCAAACUCAACAGCAAAAUCAGCCAAUUCAGCAGCAAUCAAUGUCACAAAUUCCUCAGCAAAUUCAGGUCCACCAAAUCCAUCGACAGCAAAUUCAGAAUCAGGCUUCUCAGCAACCAUCACAGCAGCAAAUUCAAUACACUGUUGCACCAACUGGGCAAAUGAUGGUUGGACAUCUCCAACAGCAGUUACUUUCGCCAUAUGCGACAGUACCUCCGAGAGCAUAA